Molecule: messenger RNA, 1526 nt
Organism: Phycodurus eques (leafy seadragon)
Lineage: Eukaryota; Metazoa; Chordata; Actinopteri; Syngnathiformes; Syngnathidae
Exons: 10
Coding region: 126-1391 (421 amino acids)
Source: RefSeq, a predicted model, not a curated record
AUCCUGUUGGGUGGACCCUCCUUUUCUCCCUUCUGAAUCGCUCCUGACCGCAGAAACUUCUGGAGAAGCGUCCUCCAGAAUACAAGGGAGUCGGAGGCACCCGGGGGCACGGCGAGCGGGCGAACAUGGCGCUGCUGUGCUAUAACAAAGGCUGCGGGCAGACGUUUGACGGGAACGACAACAAGGACGAUUCCUGCCUCUUCCAUCCCGGAAUCCCCAUCUUCCACGAUGCUCUGAAGGGUUGGUCGUGCUGCCGCAAGAGGACAACAGACUUCUCCGAAUUUCUCUCCAUCAAGGGGUGCACCCGCGGGCACCACAGCGACCUAAAGCCGUGCGCACCUCUUCUGCCCGAGGUGUCGUCCGACAAGGCUGCCAGCAAAGGUGCCAACAGCCACGAGAUCAUCUACCGGGGACCCAAAUCUUCUGAGAAGCUGCAGAGAGAGAGACCAAGUUCAGGUGAACCCAAGACCAAAUUGCCCCUUAAAGUGGCGCCGUCCCUUGCGAAGGAGCUGGAGAAACUGGACAUGAGCGAGAGGGCUGAAAAGGAGAAGAAAGAGAGCCCAGGUGUGGUGCAAGGCACACGAUGCAAGAAUUCAGGAUGCAAAACAGUCUAUCAGGGCCAAGAAACUGACCUGGAGGUCUGCACACACCACCCGGGUGCACCUGUCUUCCACGAGGGGUACAAGUACUGGAGCUGCUGCUGUAUCAGGACCGAGGACUUCAACGCCUUCCUCGACCAGAAGGGCUGCACUUCCGGAAAACACCGCUGGGUCCUGAAGCAGGACAAGAAGAAGGUGGCGUGUCGACACGACUGGCACCAGACGGCCAACGGCGUCGUGGUGACGAUCUACGCCAAAAACGCCAACGCGGAGUUCACCUGCAUCGAGGCCAACGGGACGGUGAUCUCCUGUCGCAUCCAGUUUGAGAGCGACAAGAUCUUCAAGCGAGACUUCCACCUUUGGGGGGUCAUCAGCGUGCAACAGAGCGUCGUCAACAUGGUCCCGUCCAAAGUGGAAAUUACCCUCCGCAAAGCUGACCAGGUGGCCUGGGGGAAACUGGAGGACGCAAACUACAAGCCGGAGCCCGAGCCCACGGAGGACGAGACCGGCGACGUCGCGGAUUCGCAACGUCCCGACUGGGACGACGACGACAUCAGCGACUCGGACGAGGAGUGGGCCUGCGACACGGCGCAGAAGACGACUCAAGCGGAGCCGGACGGAGGCGAACGACGGGCCGGCCUGGUCCAAGAAUCGCACAACGUAAAGAGGAAAGAGGUGGAGCAGGAGAUGAGGAGGGCCAUGGAGGACAAGAGGCAGGCCGAGGAGGAGAAGGAGGAGCUGCGGAGGCAGCAGGAAGAGGACGGAUAUGAAGAAAUGCCGGAACUGGAGUAAAACCUCCACAGUGUGUGAUAAAUAUUGAAAAGGUUGAGAUAUUACCUCCCAAAAUACUCACAAACCUCAUUGUUUUAUGUUUUGACAUUUUUAUUCUAAAAUGUGAGUUUACAGUCAAUAAAACAUUUUCCUUGC